UAUCAGAGUAAGAUCCCAUUUUAAUAAUCAUAAUCAUACUCAUAAGUAACAAACUCGAUGGGAAAAACUUUUCCUACUGUGUAGGUGUUAAGUUGCCAACAGGCCAUAGUAACUUGCUAAAGAAUUUUUUCAAAUAGAGUUGCGUCUUCUAAAAAUUAGUUUUUUCACAAUUGUGCUUUUCUUAAUUUUAUUAAAGUUAUUUCAAUCAUUGUUUUACGUUUAAAAACAAUUUACAAGACAUUCAAAAAAAAUAUCAAUCCUCGGCUUAAUCAUAAUAAAGCUAUCUAAUUGUAUACAUCUCUCCGUAUCUUCUGGUACACCGUGAUUGACUAUCAUUAUACUUGCUUUUAGAUAAAGCCAGUGAAAACCUUACAGCUGUGAUAAUUUUCAGCUCGUAAAUAAAAAAUAAUAACAAUAAUAGAAGAAUGAAGAUUGCAGUACUGGGUGGAGGUUGUGUAGGUCUCACAACUGCUCUCCAACUACAAGAAAAUUUACGUAACUCUACGCAGAUCGACGUGAUCGCUGAGGAUUUUGGUCAUACAACGAGUCAUGUUGCUGCUGGUAUUUUUCGUGUUAGCUCCACUUUUUCCGGGCCCAGCGAAAAUAUUACAAAAAAAUGGAUAACAGAUUCGUACAAUUAUUAUGAAGCGAUUAGUCGAUCGUCAGAAGGAGCUGAUGCCGGUGUCACCAGUAUCUCUGGAUAUAUGUAUUCAAACAAUUCUCCAAAAUUCGUCAGAAAUGAAUGGAUGGAGAAUCUGGUACCAAUUUACAGACAAGCUACGGAGAGUGAAUUGAAAUUAGUUGGUGGAAGUUGGAAGUACGGAGCUUUCUUAGCAACUCUAUUAACUCAGCCAAAUCAGUAUUUGCCAUGGGCAAGAGCAAAAUUGCAAGAAAACGGAGCUACAUUGAUUGAAAAACCAGUCGAUUCGCUAAAAAAAUUGUUUGAGUACUAUGAUUUAAUUAUCAAUUGUACUGGACUUGGGGCUAGAACUCUUUGUAAUGAUAACAAAAUGAUACCAAUCAAAGGUCACGUUUGGAAGGUUCGAACACCUUGGUUGAAAACAUUCUUUUACGGAGAAUUGGAUACCUAUAUUAUCCCUGGUGCCGACGGUAUCACAACUUUAGGAGGGAAUCGAGAAUUUGAAUGCGAUGAUCUUCGCAUAUGUCCUUAUCAAAUGGCAGCAAUACGGGAACGUUGUGAAAAAUUAAUCCCAUCGCUAAAGAAAGCCAAAGUUGUAGGUCAGAAAACUGGCCUACGACCAUAUAGAGAAGGUGGUGUUAGAGUUGAAGCUGAACGUGUAUGGCAUGGUCCUUAUAAAGCUAUUGUCGUUCAUAAUUAUGGACACGGAGGAUACGGAAUAUGUAUGGCGCCUGGAACUUCUAAGUACGUUGUUGAACUAGCUAAAGAUGCUCACAAGUCGACAGCGAAACUAUGAUUAUUUUUUUUGAAAAUAACUUAGGUAUGAGUGUUAUAUCAGUAAAGUAUUAAAUUUAUGGUGGUCUCUUUCUUGAAAAUUAAAAAAAAAUAAAGAUAUUGU
Molecule: messenger RNA, 1538 nt
Organism: Phymastichus coffea
Lineage: Eukaryota; Metazoa; Arthropoda; Insecta; Hymenoptera; Eulophidae
Gene: Daao1
Product: D-aspartate oxidase
Exons: 7
Coding region: 426-1436 (336 amino acids)
Molecular function (GO): FAD binding; D-amino-acid oxidase activity
Source: RefSeq, a predicted model, not a curated record